Sodiomyces alkalinus F11 is the source of this 1167-nucleotide messenger RNA. Its product is annotated as TatD family hydrolase. NCBI's taxonomy places the organism in Eukaryota, Fungi, Ascomycota, Sordariomycetes, Glomerellales, Plectosphaerellaceae. Bases 1 to 1167 code for a protein of 388 amino acids. The transcript has 3 exons. Gene Ontology annotation, cellular component: cytosol. The record is from RefSeq and is a predicted model, not a curated record. Gene Ontology annotation, molecular function: 3'-5'-DNA exonuclease activity.
AUGAAGGCGGAGGUGCCAGCACAGGGAGAUGGAUAUAAGCCGAGAUAUAUUGAUAUUGGAAUCAAUUUGGCUGAUCCCAUCUUUCGGGGCUUUUCUCAUGGGAAGAGACGUCAUCCCGAUGACUUGGACGCCGUCAUCGGCAGAGCUCGUGAAGUCGGGUGUUCCAAAAUGAUAGUUACGGGCUCUGAUUUUCAGAGUUCAAGAGAUGCCUUGAAGAUUGCCAAGGACUAUCCGGGCAUCGUCUAUUCGACCAUAGGCAUACAUCCCUGCAGCAGCUCUAUCUUCAGUACUGCUUACUCCGAGUCCGACAAACCCCACGCAGGCCCCGACCCUUCUGAGCCUAUACCUGAGCAUCACAUGCCGGACCCGGACAGGACGAAGGCCAUUUUGUCGGACCUCCAGGAUCUCAUCUCCAGCACUCGGGCAUCGCAGUCUGGACUGGUAUCUUUCGGCGAAUUUGGCCUCGACUAUGAUCGCCUUCAUUAUUGCUCCAAAGUGAUCCAGAUCCACUCCUUCGCUGCUCAACUUGACCUGGCAGCUUCUCUGCAGCCACAACUACCCCUAUUCCUCCACUCAAGGGCUUGCCACGCAGACUUUGUAUCUUUACUCAAGAAGACAUUCGGCUCCAAGCUUGAGAGACUCGAAAAGGGGGGCGUUGUUCACAGCUUCACUGGCACAAUUGAGGAGGCGAGAGAGCUGAUGGAUCUCGGCUUGUACAUUGGCAUCAACGGGUGCAGCUUCAAGACGGCAGAAAACUGCGAAGUGGUCAAGGAGAUUGAUCUUGACCUAAUCAUGCUUGAAACUGACGGGCCCUGGUGCGAGAUUCGGCCUAGCCAUGAAGGCUACAAGUACUUACUUGACGAUACGUCGAAGGCAGAUGGUGUGGACGCAGCCGCCGAUUCAUCAGAGCAGACACCAAAGCCGGUGCCCAAGUCAAAGAAGAAUCAGAAGAAAGAGUCCGCCGUGCCUGAAAGGUGGAAGGUAAUGAAGAAGGAGAAGUGGGUGGAAGGAGCCAUGGUCAAGGGACGCAACGAACCCUGCAUGAUUGAGCGAGUAGCGAAGGUCGUGGCCGGCAUCAAGGGUAUCUCGGAACAGGAGGUUUGCGAAGCUGCAUGGCGAAACACGAACAAAGUCUUCGGAAUAGACAACGAUGUCACUCGCAUGUAG